AUGCCACCUGCGCAGCGCCGGGUGUUGGUGAUCGGUGGCAGCUUCUCGGGGCUGGCCGCCGGCCGUGAUCUUGCCAACCACUUCCUGGUGACCAUCAUCGAUGCCAAGGAGUUCUUCGAGUACACUCCCGGCGUGCUGCGCGCCUAUGUGAAACCGAAGCACUUGGAUGCCCUGACCUUCACUCUGCAGCCGGUCAUCGAGACCCGCAUGGGCUGCAAGUUCAUCUGGGGCGAAGUCAAGGAGCUGAACGGCGACGAGAAGACUGAGAGUAUCCACCUGCUGGCCAUAGCUGAAGAUGAAACCAUCGACUUCGACUACUGCCUCAUCUGCGCCGGCUGCAAUUUCGGUCCCUUCCACAAGUUGGGUGGGGUGAGUCUCUGUGGUUCCCCACCAUCCAUGAAGAUGCACGGCUCCUGGCCGCACCUCGACGAGCGAUUCUUGGAGGGUCGACGACGACACAUCCUCGAGGAGCGACGCGGCUGCAGUCGGUUCAACUUCAUCAAGGGUCUGAACGAGAAAGGCGCCACCAUCCUGGUGGUGGGCGCAGGUUUCAUCGGCGUGGAGUGGGUCACCGAGCUCCAGCACUUCUUCCCAAGGCUGAAGCUGACCAUCAUCGACUUCCUGCCGCAGCCCCUUGGCCCACUGCCGGCAACAGCGGCCAAGUACUGCGAGCCCCGGCGGCAGCUUCAGUUCAGCUGUGAAACGGAGAGCUACAUGAAGAAAGUGGGCAUCAAGCAGUUCUACAACACCAAGUAUGAUGCCAAGGAUCCCGAAUUUUGGAAGAAGAUCGAGCUGCCGAGCGGGCCCGACAAGGAGUACGUGUGCAUCGGCGUGAAGGCGUCGAACUAUUUCAUGCCCAAAGAGACCCUCAGCGAGAAAGGGCCGGGCGGCGGCGGCUGGAUCCUGAUGGAGCAGAGCCUGGCCGUGAAGACCCGUGAGGGCAAGUUGUGGGGAGGUGACGAGAAGGGCUUCCCACGCAUCUACGCGGUGGGCGACUGCAACUACUCCUGUGUCGAGGAGCCGGGCAAGAAGCCCAACGAGUGGCCCAUCCCGCCGAUUCCCAAGAUCUCCUAUCCGGGUGAGGAGAUGUGCAUUGUGGCGUGCACCAACAUCGAGAAGACGGACAGGCUGCUGUUCCAGAACAAGACCGUCGACUGCUGUGGUGAUCCGCUGAAGAUUGCGAACAUGCACUGGCCUUGGGGAGCUGGCAUGUUCGCCACCUCGCUGGGCCCCGACGAUGCUUGCUUCGUGGCCGGAGCCAAUUGGGAGAAGAACUCCGGCCUCAUGUGCGUCUGGGGCCAGGUUUGCGCGGUCCAGAAGGAGGUCAUCGAGGCCUCAAAGACGGACGAGUGCGCCUAUGGCUUCAUCGGCCGCUGCAUCUGGUACUUCGUGCACCACACGCCUGUGCGCCGGGUGCUGGUGAUCGGCGGCAGCUUCUCGGGGCUGGCCGCCGGCCGUGAUCUUGCCAACCACUUCCUGGUGACCAUCAUCGAUGCCAAGGAGUUCUUCGAGUACACUCCCGGCGUGCUGCGCGCCUAUGUGAAACCGAAGCACUUGGAUGCCCUGACCUUCACUCUGCAGCCGGUCAUCGAGACCCGCAUGGGCUGCAAGUUCAUCUGGGGCGAAGUCAAGGAGCUGAACGGCGACGAGAAGACUGCGACUUACAAGCCUAUGUUCCAAUCGGGAAAGGAAACCAUCGACUUCGACUACUGCCUCAUCUGCGCCGGCUGCAAUUUCGGUCCCUUCCACAAGUGGGGUGAGUCUCUGUGGUUCCCCACCAUCCAUGAAGAUGCACGGCCAGAAGGCUCCUGGCCGCACCUCGACGAGCGAUUCUUGGAGGGUCGACGACGACACAUCCUCGAGGAGUUCAACUUCAUCAAGGGUCUGAACGAGAAAGGCGCCACCAUCCUGGUGGUGGGCGCAGGUUUCAUCGGCGUGGAGUGGGUCACCGAGCUCCAGCACUUCUUCCCAAGGCUGAAGCUGACCAUCAUCGACUUCCUGCCGCAGCCCCUUGGCCCACUGCCGGCAACAGCGGCCAAGUACUGCGAGCCCCGGCGGCAGCUUCAGUUCAGCUGUGAAACGGAGAGCUACAUGAAGAAAGUGGGCAUCAAGCAGUUCUACAACACCAAGUAUGAUGCCAAGGAUCCCGAAUUUUGGAAGAAGAUCGAGCUGCCGAGCGGGCCCGACAAGGAGUACGUGUGCAUCGGCGUGAAGGCGUCGAACUAUUUCAUGCCCAAAGAGACCCUCAGCGAGAAAGGGCCGGGCGGCGGCGGCUGGAUCCUGAUGGAGCAGAGCCUGGCCGUGAAGACCCGUGAGGGCAAGUUGUGGGGAGGUGACGAGAAGGGCUUCCCACGCAUCUACGCGGUGGGCGACUGCAACUACUCCUGUGUCGAGGAGCCGGGCAAGAAGCCCAACGAGUGGCCCAUCCCGCCGAUUCCCAAGAUCUCCUAUCCGGGCGAGGAGAUGUGCAUUGUGGCGUGCACCAACAUCGAGAAGACGGACAGGCUGCUGUUCCAGAACAAGACCGUCGACUGCUGUGGCGAUCCGCUGAAGAUUGCGAACAUGCACUGGCCUUGGGGAGCUGGCAUGUUCGCCACCUCGCUGGGCCCCGACGAUGCUUGCUUCGUGGCCGGAGCCAAUUGGGAGAAGAACUCCGGCCUCAUGUGCGUCUGGGGCCAGGUCUGCGCGGUCCAGAAGGAGGUCAUCGAGGCCUCAAAGACGGACGAGUGCGCCUAUGGCUUCAUCGGCCGCUGCAUCUGGUACUUCGUGCACCACACGCCUGUGCGCCGGGUGCUGGUGAUCGGCGGCAGCUUCUCGGGGCUGGCCGCCGGCCGUGAUCUUGCCAACCACUUCCUGGUGACCAUCAUCGAUGCCAAGGAGUUCUUCGAGUACACUCCCGGCGUGCUGCGCGCCUAUGUGAAACCGAAGCACUUGGAUGCCCUGACCUUCACUCUGCAGCCGGUCAUCGAGACCCGCAUGGGCUGCAAGUUCAUCUGGGGCGAAGUCAAGGAGCUGAACGGCGACGAGAAGACUGCGACUUACAAGCCUAUGUUCCAAUCGGGAAAGGAAACCAUCGACUUCGACUACUGCCUCAUCUGCGCCGGCUGCAAUUUCGGUCCCUUCCACAAGUGGGGUGAGUCUCUGUGGUUCCCCACCAUCCAUGAAGAUGCACGGCCAGAAGGCUCCUGGCCGCACCUCGACGAGCGAUUCUUGGAGGGUCGACGACGACACAUCCUCGAGGAGUUCAACUUCAUCAAGGGUCUGAACGAGAAAGGCGCCACCAUCCUGGUGGUGGGCGCAGGUUUCAUCGGCGUGGAGUGGGUCACCGAGCUCCAGCACUUCUUCCCAAGGCUGAAGCUGACCAUCAUCGACUUCCUGCCGCAGCCCCUUGGCCCACUGCCGGCAACAGCGGCCAAGUACUGCGAGAGCUACAUGAAGAAAGUGGGCAUCAAGCAGUUCUACAACACCAAGUAUGAUGCCAAGGAUCCCGAAUUUUGGAAGAAGAUCGAGCUGCCGAGCGGGCCCGACAAGGAGUACGUGUGCAUCGGCGUGAAGGCGUCGAACUAUUUCAUGCCCAAAGAGACCCUCAGCGAGAAAGGGCCGGGCGGCGGCGGCUGGAUCCUGAUGGAGCAGAGCCUGGCCGUGAAGACCCGUGAGGGCAAGUUGUGGGGAGGUGACGAGAAGGGCUUCCCACGCAUCUACGCGGUGGGCGACUGCAACUACUCCUGUGUCGAGGAGCCGGGCAAGAAGCCCAACGAGUGGCCCAUCCCGCCGAUUCCCAAGAUCUCCUAUCCGGGCGAGGAGAUGUGCAUUGUGGCGUGCACCAACAUCGAGAAGACGGACAGGCUGCUGUUCCAGAACAAGACCGUCGACUGCUGUGGCGAUCCGCUGAAGAUUGCGAACAUGCACUGGCCUUGGGGAGCUGGCAUGUUCGCCACCUCGCUGGGCCCCGACGAUGCUUGCUUCGUGGCUGGAGCCAAUUGGGAGAAGAACUCCGGCCUCAUGUGCGUCUGGGGCCAGGUCUGCGCGGUCCAGAAGGAGGUCAUCGAGGCAUCAAAGACGGACGAGUGCGCCUAUGGCUUCAUCGGCCGCUGCAUCUGGUACUUCGUGCACCACACGCCCGUGCACCUCUUCGGUGGCGGCCCCCGAUGGGGCUACUGA
Symbiodinium sp. CCMP2592 is the source of this 4161-nucleotide messenger RNA. The record is from the annotation of a GenBank genome assembly. NCBI's taxonomy places the organism in Eukaryota, Dinophyceae, Suessiales, Symbiodiniaceae.